AUGCCAUUCUUCAACGAGACCCUCGAACUUCCGGAAAUGGUCACCCAGGCGCAGAUUGCCGGCUUUUUGGCUUUUCUGGCCUCUCUUGUCGGCAUAAUUGCCAACGGGAUGGUCAUCUUCUGGAUCUCGAGGUUACCGUCCAUGCAGAACGCUUUCGGGCGGUUGACACGAAACCAGGCGACCGCUGAUUUUCUCCACGCUUGGGGUUUCUUCCUCUACAUGGCACCGAUGUUGAUGUUCCACCUGUUCGUCUCGAUCAACCGUGUCUGCUCCAUUUUCUUCCCUAUGGAAUACCCCCGAUUAUUCUCCAAGAAAAACGUCGCCAAGAUCAACGUCUUCUGUUGGAUGAUCGCGUUUUGGCCGAGUAUACUAGCGUAUAGAAUUGUCGAUUGCCGGUUCAUCUACAGCGAGGAGCUCUGGAGCUACACGUUCACCGUAAGCCCAGUUUGCAAUGUAGUUUCUUGGUACUACGAUUUCGUGAAAAGCGUGGCGACGGUGUUCGUGAUCGUCGGCUUGGAUAUGAUCACUUUUGUGAAGUGCCGACUCCAUGGCAAUCAUCUUCUUUCCACGAUCGCUGAUGCUCAAGUUAGGGCUCACAAGCGGAACGAGAUCAACUUUGUGACGCAGUCCUGCCUCCAGGGUUUCAUCUUCAUCCUCGAGCUCCUCACGUUCUUCGUGCUCGCCAACUUCGUGGACAUCAAGAUGGGAAAAUUUGCGUUGACUACCUUAUCUUGGAUUGGCGUUCAUGCGCUGGAUGGCCUUAUCGCCAUCUUCUUCAACAAGGAAUUCCACCACCGGGUGCUGGGCCAAAAGAUAGAAACAUCAAGCCGUCAUGCCGCGUACUCGACCCAGAUGCCGGCUACACUCAGCUCCUAUUGCCAGCAUUCGUCGCAGAAUUUU
This is a messenger RNA of Mesorhabditis spiculigera, 900 nucleotides long. The record is from the annotation of a GenBank genome assembly. NCBI's taxonomy places the organism in Eukaryota, Metazoa, Nematoda, Chromadorea, Rhabditida, Rhabditidae.